AUUUAAGAAAGGAGAAGAGAGAACAUUUGGGUGAGGGUUUUAGAGAGAGAAAGAGAAGGCCGGAGUGUGAAAGACAAGACACAGAGAGAGAGAGAGAGAGAGAGAGAGAGAGAGAGAGAGAUGUCGGGAGGAAUAGCGCGUGGUCGACUCGCCGAGGAACGUAAGGCAUGGAGGAAGAACCAUCCCCAUGGUUUUGUUGCGAAACCAGAGACGUUGCCUGAUGGAACGGUCAAUUUGAUGGUGUGGCAUUGCACGAUCCCUGGUAAAGCAGGACAUUGGUGGUUGUUAUUUAACUUGAAGAGUGACAGCUUUGUGACUGAUUGGGAGGGUGGCUACUUCCCGCUCACGCUCCAUUUCAGUGAAGAUUAUCCCAGCAAGCCUCCAAAGUGUAAAUUUCCCCAGGGCUUUUUCCACCCAAAUGUUUAUCCAUCUGGUACUGUUUGCCUUUCAAUCCUAAAUGAGGAUAGUGGUUGGAGACCAGCCAUAACUGUGAAGCAGAUUCUUAUUGGAAUCCAAGAUCUUCUGGAUGCUCCAAACCCUGCUGAUCCUGCUCAAACUGAAGGGUAUCACCUCUUCAUCCAGGAUGCUAAUGAAUAUAAGAGAAGGGUUCGCCAGCAAGCCAAGCAGUACCCACCUCUGGUCUAGUCUGUUGUUAUUAAAAAAUAGUAACUAAGACUUUCCAUGAAAUUGCUGGUAAAAUGCCGGCUGGGUUGGCUGCUUGCCUCAUGUAUAAUGCUAGACUUGGCUUUUGCUAAGAGAAAAUAUGCUUCCUUGGGUAUUUGGUAAUCUAUAUAAACUGUAUGAACCAGCAUUGGUAUUUCAACUCUCAUCGGAUUCGGAUUAAUGGUUGUUUCUAAUUUUAUACUACUAGACUGAUAGCUCCAAAGUGAGGCUUGCUUUUCA
Molecule: messenger RNA, 903 nt
Organism: Gossypium raimondii (Peruvian cotton)
Lineage: Eukaryota; Viridiplantae; Streptophyta; Magnoliopsida; Malvales; Malvaceae
Product: SUMO-conjugating enzyme SCE1
Exons: 6
Coding region: 121-645 (174 amino acids)
Biological process (GO): protein sumoylation
Cellular component (GO): nucleus
Molecular function (GO): SUMO conjugating enzyme activity
Source: RefSeq, a predicted model, not a curated record